Molecule: messenger RNA, 1178 nt
Organism: Meloidogyne enterolobii
Lineage: Eukaryota; Metazoa; Nematoda; Chromadorea; Rhabditida; Meloidogynidae
Source: the annotation of a GenBank genome assembly
UUUCUGAAACUGAAUGUAAUGAAGAUGUGUUUUUUAAGAUUUCGUCUCACUGUGGGAGGUCUCAUAAGCUUUAUCCGUGUGCAGAUGUUAGGUCUAUGCAUUAUGAGCCUUAUUAUGAUUCCGGUAAUUUUGGUGAUAAAGAGUGUUGUUUUUGUGGGGCUUUAUUGUUAAACACAGAAGUUAACGAGGCUUUUCGCCAGAAAUAUAAAAAAAUUACUUCUUCUUUUUGUUGUAAGUGUGGUUUAGUUACUCUUCCGCCUUAUAGUCCACAUCCACAACUUUUAAAAGAUUUAAGUAAUGGUGAUUCUCAAGAUUCGUUAGAGUUUUUGCAACACCAGAAUAUAUAUAACUCAUUAUUGGCUUUUGCGUCAGUUUAUGUCGGCCAUAGAGAAUCAAAUCUUGACGGUGGAAUUUGUUUUCUUCUUAACGGAGAGUUUGUUCGUAAACUUAGCUCGAUCACGCCUGGUAAUAAUGGCCCUUCUUUUUCACAAUUAUAUAUUUUGGAUGCAAAUACAGCCUUUGAAAAUAGGGUUAAUAAUGUUUCUUAUGGUGGCGAUAGAGUAGACCAGGAAACACUUAGAAAUUUAGAUACACUUUUGCGUCAAACCCAUCCUUUGGCAACUAUUUAUAAAAAUUUCCAUACUCAAUACCUGGAUAAAUUACACUCGGAUGGUCUUGAUUCUGUUAAGUUUUAUAGGCUUGUAUUGUUAGAAGAAAGGGCUGCGCCUGUUAAUGUUCGAGAUCCUUCUGAUCAUCCUAGGCAAGUUAAUCUUCCUACAGAAGAGACUUUAUUUUCGAUUUGUACUGAAGCCGACGAAUUACCACAAGUUAAAGGUAUUUUUAUAACAGAUCUUGAAGGUCAUUUGUUUACUUUUGCUCCUAAUCAUCCUUUAACAGACACAUUAUGUUAUCCCAUUCUUUUUCCUUGUGGGGAUGAUGGUUAUCAUGCAAAAAUACCUUUGAAUAAAAAUAAUUUAAAUACUAUAAACGAUGCUUCGUCUGAUGAUGAUGUUGAAAAUUCUGAUAAAAAAAAUAUUUCUGUUAGAGCUUACAUUAAAUAUCGCCUUGCUUUGCGUAGAAAUGAAGAUUACCAUAAUAUUUGGAACGCAGGUGGCGGCUUGAGUCAAAAACUUGUACGAUAUGGAUUUGCGUGCUACAUAUCCUCCAGAUGCUCUUAG